Molecule: messenger RNA, 2526 nt
Organism: Sycon ciliatum
Lineage: Eukaryota; Metazoa; Porifera; Calcarea; Leucosolenida; Sycettidae
Product: haloacid dehalogenase-like hydrolase domain-containing protein 2
Exons: 6
Coding region: 249-1049 (266 amino acids)
Biological process (GO): dephosphorylation
Molecular function (GO): phosphatase activity
Source: RefSeq, a predicted model, not a curated record
CUUUUACUUUAUCGAAGUCGAGUUCACCAGUGCAGUGAGUUGACAGUAGAAAAUACCGAGUACUCAGUAAGUAAACAAAAAAGAAGCCUUCCAAAAACUGUAGUCUAGACAGAGAUCCAACACUUCUGAAACGUACGUUCCAAAAGCUUUGCAAGUAAGUUAGUUACCAACUGAAACCAUAUUUUGAUGAGUAGUGAAUGUGUGCAUACGACUCGUACUAUCUUGAAUGAUCCUUCAAACAAGUCACAAUGGCGUGGAAAUCUGUGAAGGCAGUGCUGUUGGACCUGAAUGGUACCUUGCAUGUUGGUGACGCACCUACCCAGGGCGCCGUGCUGGCACUGAAGAGGUUGAGGAUGUCGGGCAUUCCUGUUCGCUUUGUCACUAAUACAACAAAAGAGUCGCGGCGUGCCCUCAAGAAGCGUUUAGAUUCAAUUGGUUUUGGAAUUGAGCUAAACGAGAUCUACACCGCACUCCGCGCAGCUCAUUCGUUGAUUCGGCAACGGCACCUGAGGCCGUACUACAUAAUGGAGGAUGACGCGCUCCUGGAGGAGUUCAGUGACCUGCCACGCUCCGGGGAGGCCGACGGCUCCGACGCCAGUGCGGUGGUGGUGGCCCUGGCGCCGAGCAAGUUUGACUACGCCACCAUGAACCGUGCAUUCCGGAUUUUGCAAGCGGGGAAUCCCCUGAUUGCUAUCCACAAAGCGCGCUUAUACAAGAGGCCGGAUGGCCUGGCGUUGGGUCCCGGGCCAUUUGUCGAAGCUCUGGAGUACGCCAGCGGUGUCCGUGCCGAAGUGGUCGGAAAGCCGGAGAUAGCGUUCUUUCGGGCGUGCAUGGACGGCUUGAACUGCAGUCCCGACGAAGUGGUCAUGAUCGGCGAUGAUGUGCGCGAUGAUGUACGCGGUGCCAUGGAUGCAGGGUUGCGCGCCGUCCUUGUCAGAACCGGCAAAUACCGAUCGGGGGACGACAGCUUGUUGGAAAACACCGGCGGAGUUGCAUGCGACACGUUUGCUUCCGCCGUGGACAUGUUGCUGGGUGAUGACAUCUCUUGAACGGCCAAUGCAUCUGACAACCACACCGAAAUGCACCCAUGGCCAGAAGAAAAAGGCGGCGGAGUUGGCAGCCAGUGGUGUUUAAUACUGUACACAAGCUGGAAGGAUUGCCUCGUGUACAUUCCAGACCAGUCAUCAACCACACCGAAAUGCACCCAUGCCCAUGGCCCAAAGAAAACGGCGGCGGAGUUGGCAGCCAGUGAUGUUCCUGUACACGAGCUAAACGGAUUGCCUCGUGUACAUUCCAGACCAGUAAUGUACACGUAGCUGACUGUAUCACCCCUUUCUUACGUUACUUCAGAACUUAGAACCUUCCAAGUUGGAAGGCUGCUGGUAGCUGGCUGUGUACGUUUUAAUGUGCACAGUACAGUUUUAAUGUACUCCAAUGACCGAGCAAGAGCAAACGUGCAGACUGGCCGCAUCUACGUGCAAGCUUAGUUGACACUGCCGCGGAAGUGCCGAUAAUAAUGAUGACGUUCUGCUCAAUGGCCGCUGGGUGGGUAGAAAGCCUACCCAGACGUCCAGUGCCACAGUCCAGGUUAUCUCAAGCUUCAACCAUCCGUCAAGUACUACUGUCAUGGACGUGGAAAUCCGGUCGAUCGUCGAGCGGCCCAGGGCGCUGGCCGUGCAGCCGCGAGUACCCAUACGAUCAACACGUGCACUCCAACUCAGCGUUCUGUACGCACUGAGGGCGCCGGCCCCGCGUCAAUCGACCGGAUUUCCAUGUCCACGACGGUAGUAUAUCUACAUGCAACAAGGGUGGUUAUCAGGACUUGCAAGGAGGGAAAGCACCCUCCACAUCACCACCACCACCACCACAGCAUGCAUGGCAGGAAGGGAAAGUCCCCUCCGCAUCACCACCACCCCUGCAGCACGUAUCGCAGGUCUGUUUCACACAGAGACUGAGAGUCAUCUGGAACACCGACCACAGCACCUGUGCGUUUCACGAGUUCUAUGCAAUGGGACUAUGCAGACAUACUAAACCCAUCUGAAGCCAACCACACACCGCACCGCGUACCCAGCAGCCACCGGUUCAAGUUUCAAGCUCAAUAUUGGACAUUUUCAAGCCAACGUGACAAAACGACAAGAUAACAACUUGGUAGAACGAAUAACAGCCAUAAUUCUAUACAUGCAUCUUGAUAAGAAAUCAUACUCAUAACACUUGGUCUAAAAAUGAAUAAUACUAUCAUGAUGGCUUCCUAUCAUCCAGCUAAAGGCACAAACUAUUCACCUAAUGUCUCCUGUACAGUAGCUGGGCAGUUCUCUUUUAUGUACUAUGCAGUAGGAAGCAGCACAGAAGAAAAGCUUUGUAUGAUCUGCUUCAAGGCAGGAUGAUUUUUUAUAAGUAUUAAUUUAAUUUUGUACAUUGCAGCACGGUUUGUACACCCAUACCUAGCUCAUGUUCCUGUGUAGAAAAAAUCGUUAAAAUUCAGUAAAAAUGUUACGUGCAGAUUAGGCACAGGAUUCCGAAUUCGAA